AUGUCGACCCCGAAAGCCCACCGCGGCGCCGACGCCGACUCCCUCGCCGAUCCCUCCCAGACUCCCGGCCUCGAUGGCACUCCCUCGGGCGCGCCGCCCACUUAUGCGACCUUCUCUCCCGUCACCCUCGCUGCGACGACCCCGAGCCGCUCCUCCCGCCGGUCGACCAUCAUUCUCGUGGGGCUGUUGACAUGGACGACCGACGAUCCGUGGGAGAGCUUCCUGCUGCUCGCCUCCUACUGGGCUGUGGUCCUCUACGGUGAUACUGUCGUGCGAGUGGCCGGGCCCAUAGUCCUCGUCCUAACCUUAAUAUUGGGCAUGUACGGCCGCCGUUUUAGUCCGCUGAGUAGCAGCGGAUGGACCGAGCCGGCUUCCAAGGACGGCGCGGGGCCCCAGAACUCUGGAGGUGCGAACGUGGGCAAGGGACAAAAGGGCACGCCCAGGAGUAAUGCGAAUGCGAACACCGCCAAAGGACAUCACCGGGGCGAGUCUGAGGCGACGAAUACGCGACACCAGAAAACAUUGGACGAGAUUGUCGAGACGUUGAAGGAGUUCACCGGGCGGUGCAACGUCCUGCUUGAGCCGCUCCUCGAGCUGACCGACUUCCUGAGUACUCAGCGGACGCCGACGUCGGCCACGACACGACCGGCCCUGACAACGUUGUUCGUGCGGAUACUGUUCUGCACUCCGUUCUGGGCAGCCCUGACACUGCCGCCGCUACGCAUCAUCACGACCCGGAGGGUAGCUCUGCUGUUCGGCACGCUGGUGCUGACAUGGCACGCCAGGGUUAUGCGGGUCGCCCGGACCCUCCUGUGGCGCAGUGCAACGGUCCGGAAGACGGCGGCCCUGGUCACCGGUCUCACGUUUGAGAAGCCGGUCAAGGCCGUACCCGUAGAGAUAACUGCCGAGGCAGAGGGUGGCAAGGUUCAGGCCAAGCGCCCCUCCGCGUCCGAGCUUACCAAGGCGCUGCGGAGGCAAUCCCACAAGCACGGCAACAACGCCACAAGCAAGGAUGCGGGGGUCAAGUUCACCUUCAUCAUCUACGAGAACCAGCGACGCUGGGUGGGGCUCGGCUGGACCCAGAGCAUGUUUGCCUAUGAACGGUCCGCCUGGACUGACGAGCACAACAACCCCGUGCCGUCGCGCGACACGUUCGAGCUGCCCGAGGUCGAGGACGGGAGUAACAUGCGCUGGCGGUGGGUUGACGGUAGCAAAUGGAGGGUCGACGGGGUCCCCGAUGACGGGACUGAACCAGUCGACUACGACGGGGAGGCUGGGAAGAACGGCUGGAUCUACUACGACAACAAGUGGCAAAACGGCCGCCGCGGUACCGACGGAUGGGGCCGAUGGACCCGGCGCAGGAAGUGGUACCGCGACGCGGAGCUGGUGGAGGUGUCGGAAGACGAAAUGGCACACGAGCUCGAUGCGUCACAAGCGCCGAACCCUCCGCAGCCCGGGUCGCCGACGACGAACCCUCCGGGGCCCGCCCUGACGACGCAGAGGUACAGCACGCUCGAAGAAAAGAUGGUGUCCCCAACACACUCUGCACAAGACCUGACCCUAUCAGAUAAGGACCUAGAAAGAGAAAAGGACGAUGCGGCGUCGACGCUGUCGACCAGCUCCGGCGGGCGGUCGUUCUUCAAGGCGCCAUCGCUGAGGAGAAAAGUCACGGACAAGAGCGUGGCCAGCAAAGCCGACAAGGAGCAGGACCGCAGCCGCAGGGCGAGCGAGGCCAAGAGCGAAGAGGAGGCGUCGGCGCUAGGGCUAAAGCUCAACCUUGCAUUACAGGGCAAGGACGGCGGGCAGUGGGGGAUUGGCGACGAGGCGAGGAUGAACCUGGAGUGA
Messenger RNA from Colletotrichum spaethianum, 1845 nucleotides. RefSeq names its product peroxisomal membrane protein PEX30. The transcript has 3 exons. Lineage: Eukaryota; Fungi; Ascomycota; Sordariomycetes; Glomerellales; Glomerellaceae. Bases 1 to 1845 code for a protein of 614 amino acids. Gene Ontology annotation, cellular component: peroxisomal membrane. Gene Ontology annotation, biological process: peroxisome organization. The record is from RefSeq and is a predicted model, not a curated record.